AGACGUUGAUCACUCUGUUUGGCCUGCACGUCCACCAUUACACAAUCAUGACGUAUACCUACACAGAACCCGUACAAAUCCAGGGUCAUGCAGAUGUACAAAGACAAAAAAUACGAACCUGCCAAUUACAACAAGAAGAUAACAAACUACGAAAGUAAAAUAAAGAAGUACGAGGUGAAGAACUAUGAUACGAUCAAGCAGUAUGAUACUAUAAGAAACUAUGACAAGAUACGGACGUACGACAAGAUUACACCUUAUGCGGGUUAUAAGGAAUACGUACCACCUUGGUCACGUGACAAAGAACCGUACGUAAGAAAACCAGCCAAGCAACCAGAACCUAAAACACAGAAGAAACCCACCGAGGAGGCAGUAGAAACCCCACCAGUGAAGAAGGAUCCGGACUUUGCAUCCCUGGGUUCUAUACAGCGAUCUCUACAAAUAUUCCAAGAACGACUUUAGUACAGAUUAACCUGCGUUCGCAGUGCACGACAAGGUCAGAUAAUCCUGCCUGGCUCCAAAGAAGGGACUCGCCAUGUCGCGUCCUGUAGACACCGCUGUAGCUAUAUGACCCCGACAACAUUCAUGUUAUAAAGGUCAACCUGUUGUUGGUUGGAAAGCCACCAGGAAGAUGGCGACUCUUGUUGCUCCAUUGGUCUUGGUGUGCCUUCUGGCAGGAUCCCUAAAAGCUGCCAGUGACCAGUGCUCUGAAUUCUGCUAUCCCGGCAUGAGUUGCUUCCCUUCUCAGGAAGCAGUGGCUAAAAUGGCAGCUUCUUUAGACGAUGGUUUUGGUGCUCUCCUUUGGCCAGGUUCCCCACUUUAUGGCAACCUCACCAUCAUGAAAGAUACGCUCUACACAAGGUUCCCUUCCUAUAUAAUUCUGGUGAGGUCAGUCCAGGAUGUCCAGAAGGUGAUGCUCUUUGCCCGGAAGUACGACCUGAGAGUAACCAUUCAGUCGUCCGGUCACGACUACAUCGGACGGUCAACAGGGGACGGUAGCAUCAUGAUCAACCUCAGCAGGAUGCAAGGGAUCGACAUAAACCUAAAUUCUCCAUUGAACGCCGACGGUGUCAUCAGAUCAGAGAGCGGAAACAACUGGGCAAGGGUGUAUGAAGAAGUGAAUAAACAGGGUCGUGUUGUUGUUGGCGGGAGCGUCCAUACAGUGGCCAUGGGCGGAUACACCUUGGGUGGAGGUCAUAGUCCUAUGUCAAGGACACUUGGUCUUGCUGUGGACAACCUUUUGGAGGUUACUAUAGUAACAGCAGAUGGUUCUAUCGUCAAUGCGUCCGCAUCUGGGACAGUAAAAGUCUCCCACGAUGGAUCUGUUACACACUCUUCCGACCCUGACUUAUUCUGGUCUCUCAGGGGAGGGGGAGGAGGAACGUUCGGCGUCGUGACCAGCUUUGUCUUCAAACUCCAUAAACCACCAUCAGCAUUUGGACAUUUGACAUGUGUGUUUCGAUUCCACAGGCAGAAUGACCAAGAAAAAGCGAAAGAUUUAAUAAAAUUCUACUUCGACCUUGCCAAGACACUGCCUAAUGAAUGGGGAGGUUACUUUCUUGGGUACAAUGACUUUAGUGAUUAUACAUACCAGCAUGUGGUAUACAUUGUAUCAAUGCUUCACUACGGCCCUUCCUCUCUUCCAUCAUUUGCCAAGAUCCUGCCGUUGGUAGAUUAUCACCCAGAGUGGCAGAUUAUCAAGUGUGCUAAACAGGACUUUGCUUCAUUCUGGGACUAUGAGAAGGGCAUAAAUGAUGCCAUCUAUGUACGUUCCGCCCUGGUUACAUCCCUGGUCAGAUCUGCCGACUUUGAUGACAACAUGGCUGCCAUGAUACGCGAUAUUGUCAUGGUAAUGCCUACCAACACGUCCAUCGGUGCUUGCACAAACACACUCAUCGGAGGUCAGGUGAGCACCGUGGGCGAUGAUGACACCUCUGUGAGCCCCAGCUUGAGGACAGCCCUGGGCUCCAUGUCCUGUGCUGUAAGUUGGGCGAACGACCCAAGUAUCGAUGCUGAAAACCGUGUUGCAGCGAACAAGCUUGAGAAGCAACUACAUGGUUUGGGCCAUGGCAUCUACCUGAACGAGCCCCCCGCGCAGAUUGACAACUGGAAAAAAGACUUCUGGGGGCACCAUUACCCCAGGCUCCUUGCAACAAAGAAGACAUGGGAUGCCAGCAACUUCCUAACAUGUCUGUACUGUGUAGGCUCCGACCUCGGCCGAAACUACGGCAACCAUAGAGGGACAUCUAUCAUUGGCUGACAUUCGUGUUGAGGAAUAUAAUUACUUGUAACAAGCAUUUAAUAAAAUAUUGUUUUUGAA
Haliotis rufescens (red abalone) is the source of this 2317-nucleotide messenger RNA. RefSeq lists its product as uncharacterized. Lineage: Eukaryota; Metazoa; Mollusca; Gastropoda; Lepetellida; Haliotidae. Gene Ontology annotation, molecular function: FAD binding; oxidoreductase activity. The coding region runs from base 629 to 2257 and encodes 542 amino acids. The record is from RefSeq and is a predicted model, not a curated record. The transcript has 8 exons.